GCGCAUCGUGCCUUACAUACACAUUAUACAUCCCCUUUAUCGUUCGAAAAAAUUGCAAUCCCGAUUCGAUCGUUCGCGUCGUCGCUCUUUAUUCCUAUGCCCGCAACUCGAUCGCGCGGCUGUCAACGCUCUCGAUCCCUGUUAACAAACGAGCAGAUUAGGGUACUGUUCAAAGUAUACGGCCAGUGUGUUUACCUGCUUUUUUCUUCGGCUAAAGAAAACCGCGUGACUGUCCGGCCGAACGACUGAUCAACCGAGUGUUUUCUUUUUUUCUUUUUUUUCUUUUUCUUGUUGUUUUCCUCGUUCGAGUAACGGGGGAUCACACACGUGGAUCGUGCGAGAAAUAGUAAAUACUUUACGGAGAUUUUUUUCUUUUUUUUCUUGGAACUUUAGAGUAAUUAAUCGUGGAGAUAUCGUGGAGAUGAAAUUUUGAAAGUUCUCCGUUUGAUAAGGUUUCUUUUCGAUUUUUUGUUCGGCGAAGUGGAGUGAGGACGGAUUUUUCAAGGGACGCUGAAGGGAGAGAUCGUGAAGGAGGUUCGAUUGCGUUCGAUUGGAUCCUACGUUUUAAAAAAAGAUGACACAGACGUAGCUGACCGAGGAUGGCUUCCAUCAUGGGGUUACAGCAGCCAGCUGCAUCCCAGGACACCGUGGAUUAUACUGGAUAUUUGCAAUCGACGCAGUGCCAUCAGAUCCAUGGAAGUCAGUCAAACGGACAGAUCCAGUCCGCGCAGAAAUCAUCGUCCAAUGAUCAUAAUACCAGUUUCACCAGCACUAAAGGAUUGCUCAAUGGACCUGGUCAAAACAACUGUUUCCUCAACAGCGCCGUUCAGGUGUUAUGGCACCUCGAUAUCUUCCGGCGGAGUUUCAGGGAGCUUUCCGGACACGCUUGCAUGCGGGAAUCCUGCAUCUUCUGCGCCCUCAAGGACCUUUUCUCCCAGCUGCAGUUUUCGCAAGAGAGCGCGUUGCCUCCUGACACGCUGCGCCGUGCUCUCGCCGAGAGUUUUCUCGAUCAGCAAAGAUUCCAGCUUGGAUUCAUGGACGACGCGGCGGAAUGUUUCGAAAACAUUCUUCUGCGUAUACACCUUCACAUCGCCAGCGGGGAGGCGGAAGACAUGUGCAGCGCCAGACACUGCGUGCCCCAUCAAAAGUUCGCCAUGACAUUGGUCGAGCAAAGCGUUUGCGGAGCUUGCGGUGCCACCUCAGAGCCUCUGCCUUUUACACAGAUGGUUCACUACGUAUCAGCAUCAGCACUGACGUCGCAGGCUCGACAAACACCACCGAAUUCUCGAAACAGUCCCGAUCUUUUCGGUCAGCUCCUUCGAAAAGCCGGAGGCAUGGGCGACAUCAGAGAUUGUCCAAGCUCUUGCGGCGCGAAAAUACAAAUAUGUCGGACCCUGAUGAACCGACCGGAAAUCGUUUCCGUCGGAGUCGUAUGGGAUAGCGAACGGCCUUCGUUGGAGCAUAUCAUGGACGUUUUCGCUACCGUGGGAACGUCCCUCAGAUUGAGCGAUGUUUUCCACAGCGUGGUGGACUCUAGAUGGGGUGCCUCGACCGUGCAUAAUCUCGUUGGAGUCGUUACGUAUUACGGGAAACACUACUCCACCUUCUUCUUCCACACUAAACUCAAGGUAUGGAUCUACUUUGACGAUGCGACCGUGAAGGAGAUUGGUCCACGUUGGGAGCAAGUGGUGGAGAAAUGCAGGAGGGGCAGAUAUCAGCCGCUGCUUCUGCUGUAUGCAACCCCCGGCGGGACUCCAGUGAACACGGAAAACGCCCCGAAAACCGUGACUCCUUUCCCGAACGGAAAUGGGCUGAAGACACCCCCGAAGAAUAAUGUUCGACGAUCGAUCACCCCCAGCCCGGAAAAACCAUCGAUCAACAGCACAGCCAGACGUGCCAUCACGCCCAAUCCCGACAGCCCCCCUCACCCUUAUACGCAGCGUAGGAUUUACAGCGAUUAUCAGAAUCUGACCGAUAUACAGAAUAAUAUAUUUGGAAAUCAAGGUGUUGAUACCGUGGACGGGGAGGUGGAGUCGAAAUAUAUCAGUCGACGCGCGGUCGAGAACGUGAUGCAGCAGCAGAAGAAGCAACAAAUGCAGCUGACACGAAGCCUGAGCGCGGGCUCGACACCGCAGGACGCCAUCAGUAUUCCGGAUCACUUGAACGUGCCGCGGAGGCGGGAUUCCGGGAACUGGUCGGGCGAUCGAAACAGCGCCUCCUCGAGUUCCUCCACGACGAUGGACAAUCCGUAUCUGUACAUCGUCAAUAAAAUGCAGAGGAACUCGGGCGUGCCGAAGAGCCCGACCAGCAAAUCUGGAGAACUCUCGAGCAGCAGCAGCGGCCAUUACGACGCCGGAUACGAUUCGUAUUCCUUGUCUUCCACGGACAGCCUUCCGCUCCAACAGGGUCUAAAGCAUAAUCUGCAGCUUGCCCAGAUCCCGGAAGGCUACCAAGCUUCCUCAGGCGACGACUGCGAACGUCUCUGCAAGGAAACCGACGCGCUCUUGGACAAAUCCCGAGCGGCCGAGGAUGCAGGGGAUCUCAGCACCGCUGUUGCUCUGUGCAGCGCAGCCAGCAGCAAAGCUAGAGCUGCCAUGGACGCGCCGUACAACAAUCCUCACACGAUCACCAUAGCGAGGAUGAAGCACAAUACUUGCGUGAUGAGGACAAGGAGUUUGCACAGAAGGAUGUUGCAGGAGCAAGCAACGGCCAAUGGAGAAAAAGAAGAAGGCGCGCUAGAAGGCAGGCAUUCUCGAGAGAACAGUAAAUCAGGCCAACACUCUCGACAGAGUUCCAGAGACAAAGGGAAUCAUUCCAGGCAAAACAGUCGAGAACUUCUGGUGAACGCUCCAACCGCGGCUAGCGACAAGCCUACCACGAAGAGCAUAGAGAUUUAUGCCACGUUGCCAAAAAAGAAGACUCUGCGCAGCAAGGCGACGGCUGUGAACGUGAUCGAGGAUGAAGAGUACAUGUUGUACGAUCGGCCGAUGCAGAGGACGGGUCUGUUCAGCCGUACGAAGCGUUGCGACGACGACAAAAAGGACAAGAAACGGGCACGCAGCGAGGAGAGGAACAAGAACGUCUCGAAAGACUUCUCCAUCGCGCCCACCCGAUCUUCUCCCUCGCCCAAGGGAGCAAAAGUGGAGAAGUCGAAGGAGAACGUCGACACUAACGUUGCCAACAACGCGAGAAAUUCUCAGUCUGGUAGCACGGGCGGGGAACAGCAGAAACAGGGCAAGAAGCAGCACAAGAUUCGCAGGAAAUUGUUAAUGGGUGGAUUGAUCAAGAGGAAAAACAGAAGCAUGCCGGAUCUGCGCGAAGGGCAGGAUGGACAAACGAAUGCUAGCGCGGAGGGAGCCUCCAACACCUUGCCAAAGCAGUCGGUGGACGAUUCCAGUGUGGGUUUGAAGGGGAACGAGGUGUGCCAAUCUUUGAGCGGUUACCUGUCAGAGGGGCAUCUCGAGUUCACCGGAAAUAGCAACGGGAGCCCGAGCAGUACGAGCAAUCCGAAUCUGGAGAGAAGUCGUCUGAUGAGGAAGAGCUUCCACGGAAGUGCUGGCAAAGUGUUACACGUGGCGAAGGUUCCACCGCCUCCUCCGCUCAGGACCACUUCUCAGCUUAGCAAGUCUAAGUGUUCGGGCGAAGUGCACAACGAGCAGCAAUCCGAGAAAUCGGUCUACCCGGCGUCAGAGGGUCAGUGCAAUCCGUCGAAUCCGUCCCAAGAGCAGAACGGAGCGUAUUGGAAUCACGUGAACGCGACCAAUUCGGCUGGCGGAGCGAAUAGAACGUCCAACUAUACCGACUACUCGUCCGAGUCUCAUUCCCUUCCGUUUUUGCCCUCCUACGCUAUGGAGCAGAACGCUGCGAAUGUAUCCCCCUCGUGUCCAUCGGGCUACAACAGCAAACCGAGAAUUCAAGAUGACGUGGUGCAAUACGCCAAUGGUAUCCUGUACGAGCCCACGUUCGUGGUCACCAGAGCGGAUGUGCACAACGAGCAGAGUCCUGUGAAACAGCAGAGUCAGUUGGACUCGUUGCCUCCCUAUCCCGAGAGCGGGAACGUUUCUCAUUCGAGGCAACCCAGCGAAGAUUUUCCUCCCCCACCGUAUCCCUCUAUUCACUCUGUGUCCCAUUCGAGGCAAGCGAGCGAGGACUUUCCACCUCCCCCGCCACCGAUCGACGAGAGCUCCACCAAUCACGUCCAGGAGAGUCAGCAACAGUACCAGCAUCAAUAUCAACAGCAGCAACAGCAACAACAACAGUAUCAGCAGCAGUAUCAGCAGCAGCAGCAGCAGCUGCAACAGGCGGCCGUGUCAACGCAGCAGCAACGUCAACAGGAAUUGGACAAUCAGCAUAUUAUCAGUCUGUUGUCUCAAUUGCAGCUGAAGAGGGAUCAGAUUAUGACCUGCGAUCCUUCCAGGGAGGAGAAGAGGCUCGAGGAUCAGGAGGAAGAGGAAAAAUCGUCCGGUGUGACCUGGCUGCGCGAGUUGCAAGCUAAACAGGCGGAAAGGAGGAUGAAGAAACAGGGUCCAUUCGAACAGGAUGCAUCUAAGGGCAGAUCGUCCGCUCCUAGCAUACAAGGACCGACGAUCGCUCGAAGAACGAGCGAUCUGAUGAUGAACAGUCUUGGACAAAAUUAUGAUCAGACUAGUCGCGACGUACCUGAUUGUCCAAGAGUUGUUUCCUCCGUGAAAGACAUGGCGGCUAGAUUCGAGCAGAUUAAGCUGCAGCCGGCGAAAACAGAACCCGAACAGAAGAUCUCGACGAAGCAAAAUUGCGUUUCUCCUUCGUUGAUGGAGGGUUCUCAGGAUGUACAGCACGAGGAGGAAUCGAGGCCGAUGAAACUUUCUACGGAAAAUCUGGCGAACUUUACCAAAACUGAAUCGAAUCAGUCGAUCAUGAAUUCGAGUUUCGAGUCGAGCUCGAGUCAGAACAGUUUUAUCUCGACCACAGCUCCGAGUAAUAUCAUGCAAACGCAGCAAAGUGGAUUAAACCAGGCCAUCAUGUCGAUGUCUUUGACAUUGCCACACGAGAAUGGUUUACCUAUUGACUAUCCCGAGGAUGACAUCAGCGAGGUUGCCAUGCAGAAUACUAUUCAGAACACGACGAUUCUUCCAAGCGAAGACGAUAUCGCGCCCAGGAAGGUGAAACGACGAAUAGGGAAGAAAAAGAGCGUGUCGUUCUGCGAUCAAGUCGUCCUGGUGGCUACUGCAGAGGACGACGAGAAAGACUCUUACAUACCCAAUCCCAUCCUCGAAAGAGUUCUACGGUCGGCGAUGAACAAACCGGAAACUGCCCAAGUUCUUCGAGAGAUAAGAAGUCUUCAAGAAGCAGAGAUGAAUCGAGAGAAUUGCGCCCCUACCAAAUUUCAGCAACAAACUCUACCGUUAAAAAGUGAAGCUGACAGUGUUCCCGCGACCCCUUAUCAGGAUCAGUUAAGAAGUGUGAACCCAAUACCUAUCCCAGAAACUAUUAAACCUCCUUUGGGAAGGCAAAAUUCGAACGAAUCUGUUGGAUCGUUGUCAGACAAGAAAUUGUGUGGUUCCUAUGGCAACGAAGGACAAGAUGUUGUGAGAGAUAGUUACACAGGGCUUCCAAAUGUUUCCAAACCACCCACGUCCUACUCCCCUCAACUUCAACAACAGAUAAGAUACUCUCAAAAUGGAUACAUGCCAUAUUUGCAAUCCCAGUCAACGUAUCCUCAAGCACAAAUGUCUCAUCCCAGGAAUCAGGGCAUUCCUCUGUCCCAAACCCAAAAACCAGCCAGCCCUUACCCCACACAAAUUCAAUAUACUCAGAACAACGUGCAGCAACAAAAAUCAAUAUGCCAAAAAAGUACCUAUCAGACUUACUACCAACUCGAGCAACAGCACAACCAGAUGAACAAACAAAUGUCCCAACAACAACAACAACAGCCAAACGUGAACCAGAGAAUCAUGAACCACAAUGCUAGCCCUAUAACCGUUCAACACUCGCAGCAGCAAUUCGCAUACCCGCCAACUCAAUCCCCGAAUCCAUAUCAGAACCAAUACAGCCAUAGUUCCUAUCAAGGUUACUCCUACCAAUCGGUUCCUCAGCACAAUAGAAUAAACCAACCACUUCCGCAGUAUCAGCCACCACCCAAUCCACCAACCUCUUAUCAACAACAACAACAACAGAAUAUGCAAAAUUACCAACAAAGACACGAUAAUUAUCAGAGAUCACCGCAGAAGAUCGAUCAGCAGAACAUAUUGGCGCCCAAUCAGACGUAUCCAAACGCGUUGCAGAACGGUCAAAUCCAGUCGAACAUGAAAUAUCCAACUUACCAGCACCCUCCGGUUUCGAAGCAGAGCAAACAGAUGCACUUCGUCCCUACGUCGAAGGGGAGCUCGACGGUGACCCAAUCCUCCACGUCUUCUUUGCAGAAACCACCCCCGGUCGGAGGCGUUGCCAGGACGGCGCCUUGCCAUCUCUGCCGGAAGAAGCAGGUGACCGAGCCCGCCAUUUAUUGUUCGGACUGCGAUUUUUACAUGUCCCGUUUCCGGCCAAAAAAUUGAUGUUCUCGUCAUGAA
Molecule: messenger RNA, 6548 nt
Organism: Apis laboriosa (Himalayan honeybee)
Lineage: Eukaryota; Metazoa; Arthropoda; Insecta; Hymenoptera; Apidae
Gene: ec
Product: mediator of RNA polymerase II transcription subunit 12
Exons: 11
Coding region: 600-6533 (1977 amino acids)
Biological process (GO): protein deubiquitination
Molecular function (GO): cysteine-type deubiquitinase activity
Source: RefSeq, a predicted model, not a curated record